Molecule: messenger RNA, 1547 nt
Organism: Bombus terrestris (buff-tailed bumblebee)
Lineage: Eukaryota; Metazoa; Arthropoda; Insecta; Hymenoptera; Apidae
Product: epimerase family protein SDR39U1
Exons: 6
Coding region: 640-1431 (263 amino acids)
Source: RefSeq, a predicted model, not a curated record
AGCUUCUUAACAUCGAGAGAUAUAUUUUCGACCGCUAACCAUAGCGGUAGGAUUAAUUUGUUAAACUUCAGCAUUUAACGCCACCUUCGCCAUCCUUACCACUGAAGAUAAAGAAUAUAAACUAAACUACUUUUCAUAAUUUCUUUUAACUUAUUUAGAGUAACCGUACGGUAUUUUAUGUAGUAUAAAAGAAUGUUUUUUAAAUAAAUGUGGAUUCACAUAAUAGAGUACAGUUCAGUUGCAAACACAGCCCUGUUUCAGAUUGCAGACAAAAGGCGCACUGACAACGAAGACCAUCAAAUCGAUUGGCGCAAUUUACUUCAGAAACAUUUUCUGAUCACUAAGAGCCUUCUCCCUUCCAUUACAAUUUUCAGACCUGUGUAUAGAAUCAUAUAUAUACAUACAUAUGUAAAAAAUAUACGGCUAUCAGCCAUAAGCUACAUUGUCAUGUUUUAUAUAUCUGAUACUACCAAACUUCGGGACUACAUAAUUGAAUUCCAAGUUGCAUAAGAAAAAUAAACUUUGUUACGUUACGGAUGAGGUUAUGUAAUUCUCCCAGGUGGUGGUACAGGUUUUAUUGGAACACAGAUAAUAAGUUCAUUAUCUCGUAAAGGAGUUCCUUAUACAUGUAUUUCACGCAUGCCUGGACCAAAUCGAAUUUCAUGGCAUGAUUUGGAAUGUUAUGGUUUACCUGAAAAUACAACUGCUGUAAUCAACGUUGCUGGUCAGAAUAUACUUGAUCCAAAACAGCGAUGGUCAGAAGGAUUUAAACAAAAUGUUAUAAAUAGUCGAGUGGAGACAACAAAAUCUUUAGCUAAAGCUAUAAUACAUACUAAAGCUAAUGCUUUUGUAACAAUUUCUGGAGUUUCUUGCUACAAACCAAAUGAUACAGAAUACACUGAAGAAAGCAAAUGUGAAAAAUAUGACUUCCUAUCAGAACUGUGUCAUGAAUGGGAAGAAGCUGCACAACUUCCGAAAGAUAGCAAUAUCAGACAGGUCACAAUUAGGUCAGGAGUUGUAUUAGGAAAAAAUGGCGGUAUGAUUAAAGAAAUAUAUUUGCCAUUUUUUUUUGGAUUGGGUGGCCCUAUUAGUAGUGGAAAUCAAUAUAUGCCAUGGAUACACAUAACAGAUUUAGUAAAUUUAUUUUUGUUCUCAAUUGAGAAUGAAAAUGUACAUGGUAUACUAAAUGGCGUUGCCCCCCAGAUUGUAACAAAUAAAGAAUUUACUAAGGCUUUUGCAUCUGUAAUGCAAAGACCUGCAUUUAUUCCUGUACCACGCAUUGUUUUGAAUAGUUUGUUUAAUAAUGAACGGGCAAAAAUUAUGUUGGAGGGACAAAAAGUUAUUCCUAAACGUGUCAAAGAAUUAGGAUUUCAAUACCAAUAUCCUGAUAUUAAUUCUGCUUGCGCUGAAGUACUUGGCAAAAAUAAAUAAUCAUAAAUCGAGAUUAGAAAGCUAGUUGAAGUAAUAUGUAAAUAUCAAUAUUUUAAAAUUAAUACUGAUACUUGAUUGUAUCAACUUGUACAAUACAAUAUUAAUUUAUAUAUUUA